This is a messenger RNA of Cololabis saira (Pacific saury), 2738 nucleotides long. RefSeq names its product norrin cystine knot growth factor NDP (gene ndp). Lineage: Eukaryota; Metazoa; Chordata; Actinopteri; Beloniformes; Belonidae. The transcript is spliced from 3 exons. Bases 380 to 811 code for a protein of 143 amino acids. The record is from RefSeq and is a predicted model, not a curated record. Gene Ontology annotation, biological process: Wnt signaling pathway.
GAGAGUAGCGCUGUGUGUGAGAGAGAGGUAGAAACAAGAGGAGCUGGCUGGGAAACAAUAGAAGAACAAAUCCAGUGUUGCGUGCAGGAUCUCAGCCUCGUCUCCCCAGCCGUCUCUCCCCGCCGCUGAAGAGUAAGAUGGAUUGAGAAGACGGGGGAUGGAGCAGCCUGACGAAGCGACCUUCCUGCCUCUUUCCUCCCGCCAGCUUCUUGACUCGGAGCCUCCGCUGUAUGAACGAGAACAAGAAGAGGCUUGACGAUCCUCCCGCUUGAGUGAAACUCGAGAAUCCAACGUGGCUGAUUAGGAAGCGUGACCAGGAAACAGCGCUGUGACGUGUUGGGCAUCCCGUGGGGAUCAGGAGCCUCAGGGUGUCCCGAUCAUGAAACCGCCGGUGUCCGUGGGUCCCCCGUCUGGCCUCCUGCUGGUCCUGAUGUGCUGCCCCCUGCUGGGCCUGGUCCAGUCUGCCAGCAGCAACAAGGCCAGCGAUAACACACACGCGCACCUGAGCGACCCCGACCCCGAGCGCUGCAUGAGGCACCACUUCGUUGAGACCAUCACACACCCAAUUUACAAAUGCAACUCCAAGAUGGUGUUGCUGGCACGCUGUGAGGGCCACUGCAGCCACACCACCCGCUCCGACCCGCUCAUCUCCUUCAGCUCCGUGCUCAAACAGCCGUUCAAGAGCUCCUGCUCGUGCUGCCGGCCGCACACCUCCAAGCUGAAGGCGGUGAGGCUGCGCUGCGCCGGCGGGACUCGCAUCACCGCCACUUACAGAUAUAUAUUAGCCUGCAACUGUGAGGAGUGCAGCUGAAGAGGCAGCAGCUCCCCCCUCAGACCUUCAAGACUCUCAAGAUCAGACUUUUUUUUCUUCAAGCGUCAAACCUCAUUAUAAAGUUGAUUAUUGGAUCAGACAAUUGCCUCGGAGAUCCUUGUUUGCAGGAAUCCAAUCACCGCCAUAUGGUCGUCAAAAUUGCCCUCGGGACCUGCGUUGAACAUUCUACAUUCUCCACGACAAGCAUUCAAUCAGCGCAAACCAUGCAAACACAUUUCUCCAGCUCACACGGCCAGACACCACAAACUGCUGCUCCCACGGGCCAGUUUGAGACGCUUCUCCCACAGAGACACGCUCAUUACAGGCCUCUGUAAUCUCCAACACACACGCUCGCGGACUGCAGCAUGAGAGCUAAUUAUGUGUCGGAGCCUCCUCUCAGCUCCAAGAAGAAGCCACAACGCACUUGACAACAAAACAACAUGCCUCAUUAAAGAAAAAGGAAAUGAAGUGGCGUGGUGAAGUAUGAAGGUUCGACCGGCAUCUGCGUGACGGUGUGGGCCGUCAAUAGACUGUCGAGGAUAUCAGCGGCCAUUAAACGUAUAAUCUCUGAACCUUUGUGAUGUCGUAACUGCAGCUACUUUCAUGCUGGAAUGAUAAAUCUGCCGCUAACGCCUGUCGUGUAUCGUUACUCGUGACAUGUCCCGCGCUUGGACGCGGAGGAUGCUCUCCCGUCGAAGCAAAGGGACUAUGGUUACUCUACAAAUGUCUGUAAAGCCUGUGUACAUGUUUCUCACAGUUCGCUGUGAUGGGUGCGAAACCUCACACUCAUAAAGUUCAUUCUCUCUGUGUGACUCAUCGGCCUCCACAAGUUGUUGUCUGUUUAUCUGAAUCAAAACAUGUCCUGGUUCAGAUUGUGGUCUCUGUGUGACUGUAAUUGUCUAACCACGAAAAGAUUUAGCUGACACUUGAAAUUCAGACAAAUAAACUAAUCAUUUUAUGGACGCACAGAAAUAACCCCCCCAUGAAAGCUUAUUUUCUUUCAUUUUCCUUUUGUUUUUGAUUGUUUUUGGGUUGUUUUAUAACACACACAUUUAUAGUAAUUUAUCAUGUUUGGUGUGGUCCUCAGCCGACGACAGUUGAGAAAAAGCCCCUCAGUCCAAAUCCUCAACACUUUGUAACAAAAGUCAAGACUCCAUUGAUCCAUUUUCUAAAUCCGCUUCAUACGCCACCCUGGUGGCGGAGGGGUGGGUGGUAUUUUUGACAAAUGGUCUCUUACUGAGUAGUUUACUCUAACCUAAAGUAUUUUUGGUGUCUAAACAUAAACAAACAGUGACAAUAAACCUCUAAAAAGACUGGUUUCACACAAGAGACUCAAACUUGAGUCUCCAAGAGUUUAGCGAGUGAAACUCCAAGUCUGCAGGAAUCCUGCUUCCACCCCAGCGAUGUCUAUACGUGACUGGCUGACAGUCCCACUGUGAGCGAUCCAUUGGCAGACCCACGUCACCAUUUUCAUAACUAUGUUUUCAUUCGUUUUGAGUUGCAUAAAAAUAAGCACCGUUGUUUUCAUGACUUGUAGAAGGAGAUUGAUGUAGGCACAGAUACCAGUCGUCACCCUCAUCGCCGCUUCACUACAGUGGCCCAAACCAAACACUGGCUCCGGGCCUGACUCUUCACGCUCACUGUGGCUCCGGAGCUACUAGACGUUGCUACGGCCGACGUACUGAACCUUGAACUUCUCUUCUAACCCUGCAGUCAGCGUGUCACUGCAACAACACCAAAGAGCAGCUCAGAAGCGCUGACAGCUUUGACAAAACGAUGGUAACCAUGAAUGGAGUCAUUUGUAUUUCCACACAAAAACCACCAAAUCGCAUUUUAAAACGAUACCAAAACCACUUCCAGGGGUGUAAUGAUUUACACCCCACGACAUCCUGAGAUGCUAUUUACUGGUAUGCAUUUUUAAGGAACC